This is a messenger RNA of Acipenser ruthenus (sterlet), 1050 nucleotides long. Its product is annotated as ran guanine nucleotide release factor. The transcript has 5 exons. NCBI's taxonomy places the organism in Eukaryota, Metazoa, Chordata, Actinopteri, Acipenseriformes, Acipenseridae. Gene Ontology annotation, biological process: regulation of sodium ion transmembrane transporter activity; regulation of membrane depolarization; heart contraction. Gene Ontology annotation, cellular component: nucleus. Gene Ontology annotation, molecular function: guanyl-nucleotide exchange factor activity; sodium channel regulator activity; transmembrane transporter binding. Bases 34 to 615 code for a protein of 193 amino acids. The record is from RefSeq and is a predicted model, not a curated record.
GGUCACAGCCUGCCUCUCGGUCUGCGGUUCAGAAUGCAGAGUAACGGGACGGACGCACACCCGCUGUUCGGGGGCGCCUUCUCCGCGGUGCUGCCCCCCGGCUUCAGAGACGUCAGCGAGCUCCGAGAGAUCCCGGAUAACCAGGAGGUGUUCGCUCACAGCCACACUGACCAGAGCAUCAUCGUGGAGCUGCUGGAGUACCAGGGCCACGUGACGGGCCGGGACGCAGCCAGGUACCACUUUGAGGACGUGGCCUGCAGUAACGAGGCCGCUGGCCCCGGAGGCUCCCAGGUGCUCAGUGUGGAGCCGCUCCCCGCAGCGCAGACGUCCCUGCAGGAGAGCGAGUCGGCCUGGCUUCUCCACGGCACACAGCUGGUGUCAAAGUUCAACGAGGAGGCUGAGAACGCCGUGAGCGUGUAUCUGGGGCUGUUCCGACUCCCUCAGUACAGCACAGACGCCCUCGUCACUUUCAACGACCCCGUUACUAUCAAUCCCCUCAGCAGCAGUGCUGUCUCAGAGUCGGGACAGGACGCCGUCCCGUCCCCCUGGAGCCUGGAGCAAUUCCGACUGCUGCUCCAGACGCUCCGACUGCUCAACCCGGACGUCUUCGGAUAAGGGCUGGGGGGGGGCUGUCUGCUCUGUACGGGAGCCCGGAGGGGCCAAUUCCACACAGCUUCAGAGGGAGGGGAGGACAGUCACUGGAACAGCACGGUGCUCUACUACCCCCGUUCUGCACACUGAGACCUGACUGAACCAGCUUGCAGAGGGAGGGGAGGGCAGUCACUGGAACAGCACGGUGCUCACUGACGAUGGAAACGCGGUUAUUAAGGGAAUGCAGUGUGUGUUUUUUUGGCUCCGCAGUUAACGCAGUUGGGCUGUGUGCAGAUAGAGGUCAGGAAGGAAGGACCCUUGUAAACUCCGUCCCAGGUAACACGCCCGUCCAACUGCUAAUCAGAAGGUGCUACUUGUGCUUUUACAAUAAAUAUUGGAACUGCUUGGAAAGAAGGCUGCCUCUGUUUAGUGUUCUAAAUCGCCUUUGUUAUCGAGGGG